Messenger RNA from Angiostrongylus costaricensis, 1146 nucleotides. NCBI's taxonomy places the organism in Eukaryota, Metazoa, Nematoda, Chromadorea, Rhabditida, Metastrongylidae. The record is from the annotation of a GenBank genome assembly.
AUGCAGUGUCGUGAAAUGGUAACGAAGAUUGUCAGCAGCCAGCCGAUAACGUUAGAGGAAAAAAACGACGCACUGGAAGUGCUCCUUCAGCGAGGACCUGUUACCAAAGCGCUUACGAUCCCUUUGGUAUGGCUAAGGGACCAUUGUCGACAGCCAGCAAGCUACAAUCAAGCAACGAAUCAGCGCAAGUCGAAUGCCACCAAUCUUUUUGAGUGUGCUGAAAUUGAUGGGAUGGAGAGCGUGAGCAUCACCGAUGGAAAUAAGCUGGCUAUUCGGUGGAAGGAUGGCUUGCAAUCCCAAUUCCACGUCAGUGACAUCAUGGAAUGUUCAGAAUUGGAUCGACCUCCCAUUCUCUCUAACUAUGUAAAAUCGUGGAAACAGUUGUCACCGGACGAGCUGCCACGAAUUAACAUAUCAGGAUUCUCCAUGAAGGCAUUUGCGGAUCUAUUUUUGAAGUAUGGAAUGGUGAUCGUCGAUGGAGUGGAAGCAAAUCCUCAUGCCACUGAACAAUUUUGUCGCAACAUCGCCCCAAUUCAUAAUACGUUCUUUGGUUCAUUCUGGGUGUUUAGCAACGAAAAACAGGAGAAAGGGGAAGAAUAUCACGAAGAUACGGCAUACGGAAACGAAUCAAUUGGUCCGCACACUGAUGGUACAUAUUUUCAACAAACACCUGGAAUACAGGUCUUCCACUGUCUUCAUGUUGCGGAAUGUGGAGGCGACACAUUAUUGGUUGACGGUUUGUAUUGCGCUAAUCAACUAAAGAAAGGGAAUCCAGAAGCAUUCAGAAUACUAACUGAACAUAAGAUCGAACACAACUAUAUCGAGGUGGGUAAUGGAGAUGCUGAGCUUUACUUCAUAUCGAAAGAAAAGACAACAAUUGAGCUCGAUUCAAAUGGGAAUAUCGUGCAAAUCAGGUCACAUUUCAGGUUCAAUCCUUAUGACCGUGCUCCUUUUCGAAUAUUGCGAGGAGGCAACGAUUCAGCUUUCUACGCUCGCAAAGCACUGAAGUUCUAUCGUGCCUACACUGCCUUCUCACGCAUCUGCCAUCUUCCUGAGAAUUCCACGACGAUCUCCCUCAGGCCAGGGACCGUUAUCUUCAUUGAUAACUUCAGGAUACUGCAUUCCAGGACUGCUUUUACGGUAUGA